AUGUGGAUUGCCAACUGCAUGGAUACAGUGGGAGAUGCCAACAUCAGUUCUGGGAGGUCCUUUGUGUUGGGCUGGCCCACGGUAAACUUUGUGGCCACCUUCAGAUUCAGGCCAGAAGACCAUGAAAAGCACUGUUUUCAGAGACUGGGCCUUUUGGUGGCGCGCUGGCACUUGCCAGAAAAACCACUGCAGAGUUGCACCAUCUGCAAAACCACGACAACCAUUGGGGUUUCCCUCACAGGUAUCUGUGAUAAGGACAACUUGCCCUUCCCAAUACUGGAUAUGCUUUCCGUGAUCAAUCGGAAAGGACCACUCCUGGAAGGCAUCUUCAGAAAACCAGCCUGUAUAAAUUCAUGCAGAAACCUAAAAGAGAAACUAAAUUCUGGGGACAGAGUUAACUGUUACAGCAAAUCUGUUCAUGUGGUAGCAUGUGUUUUAAAGGAUUUUCUUGAAAAUAUCGAAGGAAGUUUACUUUCAUCCAAACUCUAUGAAAAAUGGCUUGGUGUUCUUAACGAAGUGACUGAGAAGGAAAAAAUAAAUGCAGCCCAGAGGCUUCUAACACAGCUGCCUAAAGCGAAUGUUGUUCUCUUGCGAUACCUUUUCGGUGUGUUAUACAACAUUGAGCAACAAUCCUCAUCCAAUCAGAUGACAGCUUAUGAUUUAUCAGUGUGUAUAGCCCCAAGCAUUCUUUGUCCACUUAAUUCCUGCAGCUUGGAAUUGGAAGACAACUUCAUUAAAAAGGCUUCUCUUGUACAGUUUUUGAUCGAAAAUUGCCUCAAGAUAUUUGGAGAAGACAUCACUUCUCUCUUGGGAGAGAAUUCAAAGAGUUGUCAUAACAAUGAGAAGGCUGCAGAUUCAGUCCAGAACAAGUUGAAAAGCACUUCUUUUAGAGACUCGGCCUUUUGCCAGCGCAUUGGCACUUCCCAGUACAACCAGUGCACAGCUCUACUGUCUGCAAAACCAGGACAGCUCUUUGGAGUUUCCCUUACGGAUAUCUUUGAUAAGGACAUCAUGCCCUUACCAAUACUGGAUAUGCUUUCCUUUAUCAAUGAGAAAGGACCACUCACAGAAGGCAUAUUCAGAAAACCAGGUAGUAUAAAGUCAUGCGGAAUCCUAAAGAAGAAACUGAAUUCUGGAGACAGAGUGAGGCAUUACAGCAAAUCUGUUCUUGUGGUAGCAUUUGUUUUAAAGGAUUUUCUUGAAAAUAUCGAAGGAAGUUUACUUUCAUCGGACCUCUAUGAAAAAUGGCUUGGUGUUCUUGACGAAGUGACUCAGAAGGAAAAAAUAAAUGCUGCCCAGAGGCUUCUAACACAGCUGCCAAAAGUGAAUGUUGUUCUCUUGCGAUACCUUUUCGGUGUGUUAUACAACAUUGAGCAACAAUCCUCAUCCAAUCAGAUGACAGCUUAUGAUUUAUCAGUGUGUAUAGCCCCAAGUAUUCUUUGUCCACCUAAUUCCUGCAACUUGGAAUUGGAAGACAACUUCAUUAAAAAGGCUUCUCUUAUACAGUUUUUGAUUGAAAAUUGCCUGGAUAUUUGGAGAAGACAUCACUUCUCUCUUGGGAGAGAAUUCAAAGAGUUGUCAUAA
Messenger RNA from Canis lupus familiaris (dog), 1584 nucleotides. RefSeq names its product rho GTPase-activating protein 20-like. Gene Ontology annotation, molecular function: GTPase activator activity. Gene Ontology annotation, biological process: regulation of Rho protein signal transduction; signal transduction. The transcript has 11 exons. The record is from RefSeq and is a predicted model, not a curated record. Lineage: Eukaryota; Metazoa; Chordata; Mammalia; Carnivora; Canidae. Bases 1 to 1584 code for a protein of 527 amino acids.